Molecule: messenger RNA, 2064 nt
Organism: Helobdella robusta
Lineage: Eukaryota; Metazoa; Annelida; Clitellata; Rhynchobdellida; Glossiphoniidae
Exons: 19
Biological process (GO): oligopeptide transport; transmembrane transport
Cellular component (GO): membrane
Molecular function (GO): dipeptide transmembrane transporter activity
Source: RefSeq, a predicted model, not a curated record
UACCCAUUCCACGUUUUCUUAAUUCUCGCUAAUGAAUUUUGCGAAAGAUUUUCCUUCUAUGGAAUGCGAGCUAUCUUAGUCAUUUUUCUAUGGAAAGCCUUAAACUACGAGAAAGAAGCGGCGACGGCGAUUUACCACACAUUUAUUGUUCUUUGUUAUUUCUCGCCUGUCAUUGGGGCAAUGAUUGCUGACGGCUGGUUGGGGAAAUAUAGUACCAUCUUGUACGUCUCCAUCUUCUACGCUCUGGGAAACAUCGUAAUGACAUUAUCGGCUUUCCCCAUUAACGGCCAUUACACCAACUGGCUGGCCUUCGUGGCCUUGGUGGUCAUUGGCUUCGGAACUGGUGGAAUAAAACCGUGCGUCUCGUCAUUCGGCGGUGACCAAUUCACAGAUAACCAGGUUAGAGAAAAAGAAUCAUUCUUUUCCUUGUUCUACCUCUCAAUCAACAUCGGCAGUUUGAUAUCAACCAUCCUCAUACCGUAUAUCAGAGGCAACGUAUAUUGCUUUGAAGACAGUUGCUACUCAUUAUGUUUCGGUAUUCCCGCUAUUCUCAUGAUAUCUGCUGUCGUGGUGUUCAGUUUCGGCACAAAGCGAUACACGAGGCACCCGGCCGGAGAGAGCAUUCUGAUGAAGUUUGCCGGUUGCAUCGUGAAAGCCCUGGGUCAGAAAUGUUGCUGUGGUUUGAAGAGGGGCAGCAAAAAUGAUGAUGAUAUUGUGAAGAAGAACCAUUGGUUGGACUAUGCUGCUCCUGAUUAUGAUCAAUCCUUCAUAAAUGAUGUCAAAGACGUGGUGAAAGUAGCCUGGCUCUUCAUUCCAUUGCCAGUCUUCUGGGCAUUGUUCGAUCAGCAGGGCUCCAAAUGGACACUUCAGGCCCAACAGAUGAAUGGAGAGAUGAGCGGAUUUGUUGUCUUGCCAGACAUGAUAAGUUUUCUGAACCCCAGUCUGGUUGUGAUGGUUGUGCCAUUGUUGGAGUACCUGGUCUAUCCGUGCUUCGAGAAAAUGCGUAUUCCUCUCAGACCCUUGCAGAAAAUGUCGCUUGGGAUGUUUCUCGCCGCGGUUGCCUUCCUCAUGACUGGCUUCUUACAGAUCGCCAUCAACACCGACCAACCAGUGGCACUAUCUGCGAACGAAACAAAGUAUCAGAUCGUCAACACCAGCCCUCGAAGUAUCAACGUCUCCGCCACCUACAUUGGCUACUACAAAAGCAGCAGCAGUAGCAGCAGCAGUAGUAACGGAAGUAGCAGCACAAUCUUUUUUGUUCCACCGUUGAAUGUUAGUAUCGGUUCAACGAACGAACUGAGAUAUACAUACGCACCAUCCGGCCAUUAUAGAUUCACCGUCAACUGGAUCGAUGGGAGUUUGAGUAAAAGUAGUUUAGCUGACAAUGAAACGAUGAAUGGGAAUAAUCACAACAAUAUUAACAAAGAACUGAUGACUGUGACGGAUUUUUACUUUGAGGAAUUGACAGCCUAUCAGAUUUUCGUCACGUCUGAUAUGGAAGUUGUAUCGAGCGUCAUCAAAUCAAAGAACGGGCCUCUCUACAUUCUAGUGCUCGCUAACAAUGAUAAAAAUGAGGUUCCUUCAUUGGUUGACUACAUCACGGAGAUUCCGGCCUGGUCGAUAAAUAUCUUCAUGCAAGCCCCACAGUAUGUCGUUAUAACCGUCGGUGAGUGCCUCUUUUCAGUUACGGGGCUCUCCUUCACCUACACACAGGCACCGGCUUCGAUGAAAUCGAUUCUGACCUCCAUCUGGCUCUUAACAGUUGGAGUGGGCAACGUCAUCAUCAUCAUCGUGCAAGGUGCUUCUGGAAUGAUCAGUCAGGUCUUGGAGUUUUUCUUGUUCUCCUGUUUGAUGCUGGUGACGACGAUCAUCUUCAUCAUCAUGAGUUACUCAUACGUCUACGUAACUAACAAACAGCAAACAACAAAUGUUCCUAAUAGUGUCGAUGAAAACACGAACAGCACUGCUGAUGAUGUUGAAGAUGAUAGGAUGAAAAAAAUUAGCCUCGAUGCAAAAAAUGGCGACGUUGGCAAGUUCAAAGGUUACGGAGCUACUGAACUUUAG